Molecule: messenger RNA, 8900 nt
Organism: Culex pipiens pallens (northern house mosquito)
Lineage: Eukaryota; Metazoa; Arthropoda; Insecta; Diptera; Culicidae
Product: semaphorin-1A-like
Exons: 10
Coding region: 1-2151 (716 amino acids)
Biological process (GO): neural crest cell migration; semaphorin-plexin signaling pathway; negative regulation of axon extension involved in axon guidance
Molecular function (GO): semaphorin receptor binding; chemorepellent activity
Source: RefSeq, a predicted model, not a curated record
AUGGUUCUUUUAAUCUCGUUAAACUCUGCCAUUUUUCAUCAACGAAAAUCAACCCCCGAAACUGGUCGCCACUCGACAACGCUCCACCUGGCUCCCUUCAAACUGGUCCUGGUCUCCCGAAAACCCCGUUUGCAGGAUAUCGCCGACACGUUCGAGGGCAACUUCAAGGAGCAAAGUGGAUUAAACUCUAAUUGGCUACCUGUUAACCCAUCGAAGGUUCCCGAUCCGCGGCCCGGUUCGUGCCACAACGACUCCCGGACGCUGCCCGACCUGACGCUCAACUUCAAAAAGACGCACUCACUGAUGGAUGAAAAUGUGCCAACAUUUUUCGGUUCGCCGCUCCUGUCCCGCGUCAGCACGGUCUAUCGGUUCACCGCCAUCGCCGUCGAUUCGCAGAUUAAAACCCCGGGCGGAAAAACGUAUGAUGUGAUUUUCGUCGGUACAGAUCACGGAAAAAUCAUCAAAACUGUGAAUGCAGAAUCUGCCGACUCGAGCAAAAAAGUCUCCUCGGUUGUAAUCGAGGAAAUCGAUGCCCUGCCAACGAGCGAACCGGUGCGGAGCCUGGAGAUUGUCCGGACCAUGCAAUACGACACGCCAAAGGACGGAAGUUAUGAUGAUGGAAAAUUAAUUAUAGUCACCGAUACAACCGUGAUAGCGAUUAAAUUACACCGUUGCAGCAGCGAAAAGAUAACAAGUUGCAGUGAGUGCGUCGCGCUGCAGGAUCCGUACUGCGCCUGGGACAAGAUUGCCGGCAAGUGCCGAUCGCACGGGGCCCCGCGGUGGUCCGAGGAGAACUACUUCUACCAGAGUGUGGCCACCGGAGACCACGCCGCCUGCCCCUCGGGGAAGAUGCCCAAGGACGCCAACGUGGAGAAGCAGGGCUAUCGAGGCGACAUCGACUACGACCCGCAGCGUCCAAGCAAAGACCAACCGGGCAACGACAUGAUCAGCAUCAUGCAGGACAAGAACGGCUACGAUGACAAGGGUGGCCCGCAGAUCACGCCCGAUCUGAUCAACGCCCAGUACACGGUCGAAACGCUGGUGAUGGCCGUCCUGGCGGGGGCCAUCUUUGCCCUGCUGGUGGGCUUCAUCACGGGGUACUUCUGUGGCCGGCGGUGCCACAAGGACGAGGACGACAAUCUGCCGUACCCGGACACGGAGUACGAGUACUUUGAGCAGCGCCAGAACGUCAAUCGGAUACAAACCGAGCCGAAGCUGCUGCCGCAGGUCGAGGAAGUGACCUACGCCGAACCGGUGCUGCUGCCGCAGCCGUCUAGUCAGAACAAGAUGCAACACUCGCCAAAAAAUACACUGCGGAAACCGAUGGUCGGAGGCCAUCAUCACGCGGGAGGUGGCGUCAACUCGGAAACGCUAUUCCAGUUCCAGCCCGAUGGCUACAACGCUCGUGACAAUUACCGAGGUCGCGACAACUUCGGCACCCUCCGAUCCCACCAACCACCACCACCGGAACCGCGCUCCCACGGCAGUAACGACGCAAGCACUAGCAAAAACAAUAACACCAUCACCAAUGCGAUCAUCCAAGAUGGCGGCGCCAGGGCCACCACAACAGAAGCAGUGAUUUUACGGAACCGGAACAGCCAAAUCAGCACCGGCAGCGGCAGCGGAGCCGAGGCCCACCGGAAGUUGAACCGCCUGUCGACGUCGUCGUCGCUCUCGAUCAUCACGCCCCCAACCACGCCGAAGCGCCCCGCCGGCGGAUCCCGCGGCAAGAUGGCGUUCAGCCUGUCGUUGGUGCACAACUUUAACCAGAAGCUGGCCAGCCUUAACGACAAGUGGAACGACUUUAGCUUCAUUCUGAAGGGCAGCAACGCGGGCGCGACGGGUGGCCGGAACGAUUCGUACCACUCGAUCGAGUCGGCGGUCACGUGCACGGCGACGGACCUCGAGGCGGGCAACUUUAGCGGCGGCGGCGGUGGAGACGAUCCGGGACAGGGUGGCUCCAGAGGGUUGUGGAACAGUAGCGGCAAACAUCACCAACAUCAUCGGCAUCACCAGAAACCGUACGAGCGGCGCCACAAGCAGCGGCGCUCCUCGCCACGGCGCAACAGUGCCAGUGGCGACCCGAAAGAGUUCGACAUGCUGGUGCUGCGGGCCCCGGAUGACAACGGCGAGGACAACGAGAGUUUCUAGAAAGAGAUGCGAAUAAAAAGAAAAUGGCUUCCAUAUCGAGAGUGUUUUAGGGUGUUUGUUUACAUAUUCGCUUGUGCUCCGCCACCCACUUACCACUCUAGGGGUAUGUCUGGGGGUAUGGGCAACUGUGUACAGUAGAGGCGCUUUUGCUGUGUGCGCGCGGGCUUCGCAUCAUCUGUCAUUCUUUUGAGUGAUGGUCGUCAGAAGAAAACAAGCACAAACGCUAGGCUUACUUGCGAGUUAUUACUACCGCGACAGUGCGGAAUCGAGACAAAACACACACACAUUUAACCAAACCACAUUAGGGCGCGUCGCCAUUAGAAGAGAAGGGCUUUUAUUUCUGCUCGUUUUUCGCUACACUAAGUUAAUGCAUUCUCAUUACGCAUCCAAACUGAUAUUAGAAACUCACUGAUAAACAAACAAACAAACAAACAAAAAAGGGUAUAGGAACUAGAAUCUGCAGUUAUUUAAGUGACACGUGUACAGUAUAGGCUAAGCAACAAACACUAACUACUAGCGAGGAAGAGACAACAAACAAAACUAUCAAAAAAAAUCGUAGCAGGCGCGGCAUGUCCUGAAUCGGAGAAGUAUUACACACGCACGUGGUUCGUAGUAGGUCGUGACCACACCUCCUUUAAUGCCAAAUUCGCUGGAGAUUGUCAACGGCGAUAGCGCAGUUGGCCAUGGUUCCGUCGUAAUUACGUCCUUUUUCUUAGUAAGUGCGUGUGCGCGCGCGAGAGUGAAAUGCAAUAAGUUCGAGAAUUCUUUUCGUUUUUAAGUAGGUGAAGAAAACAAGAUCUGGAAUUAGUUAAAUUUUUAUAUCGUUACUUUUUAGUUGUUUUCUUUUGUUGUUAUGCACUUUUCGGAUAUAAAUUCAUUAGCUUUGUAUUGCAUCUGCUAUAUUAUACGUAAGUUUGUUUUAAGUAAGUGAUUUUGAAUACAACAUGCAUUUUUGAAAAGACUUUAGUUGUUUCGUGCUUUUGGACUCUUCCAAGGUUUUAUAUUUCAUUCUACAAGUAGUAAGUCGAAAUGUAUAUUUUUACUAGUUUGAUUUCGCAAAAUUAUAUUUAUUUCAAAUAAAAAAACAAGAAUCAGAGAAUGCAAACGCAGCACUUGUAUUUGUUUCAUGGAUUUCAUUAGAACCGAAAUUUUUUUCAAAUUAAAAAUUUAUUGAGUUGCCAAAUUAUAUUUUCUUUUUAUUUAUUUUCAUAUCACAAUUCCUUCGUUGAUUUCACUUUACUGUGUGCUUUUGUUUUUUAUUAUUUUGUUUCAUGCUUGACGACAACCGCUACGUAACGUAUACAAAAAAGUCAAUUCAAACAUCCAAUACUCUAGGAUUGCGUGACGUAGAUAGAGAUGCCAGUAGGUUGAACUUUUUACCCCCGAAAAUAAACUGCUUUCAAGCAAUUCUUUGUGAAAAUAUGUUUUCUCAUAAAAGAUAGUGGACAUUGUUUUGUUAUUUUAUUGCUGAUUUGUGUUAUGUGUAUAGGCAUAUUAGUCUGAACUUCCCAGUUUAUUCUUGAGAUUAAAUCCAAAUUCAGCGAUUUUUAACUUCAUGACCAUGUUUUAUUACAAAAACAAUAUUCACAACUGUCUACUACCGCCAUAUUGGCUGACAUCUUGAAUUAGAUCAUCCCAGAUCAUUUCUGGAGUUUUUUUAAGGUCCAAUAAACAAUUUUUUGAAUAUUUUUGCUUUUUGAGUGUUUCCGUUUCGAAAAAUCAGAGGGCAAAAAAAUCUUUUUUCAAAAAACUUUUCAAUUACAACGGAUUUAGAAGUCAAAUGAACUGAAAACAAUUUUAAAUGCAUUUUCCUGCGUUUAAAAUUAUAUGUCAGAGAUCGAUUAAAACUACUUUGAAUUUUUGUAAAGUUCCGUCGUACAGUACAGCAAAAAGUUUUGUUUUCGGCGAAAAAAACUCGUUGGUAGUUCGAUAUUUUAAAAAUUAAUUAUUGCAAGACAACUGGGCAUGAGUAAAAUACAUUUUAAAUCCCUUUUUUCAUUCAAAAAGAAAAUCUUUUGACGAACAUCAGGAGAAAAAAAUCGGAAGGGAACAGUACUCGUGCACGAGAGAUCGGUAAAAAGAAACUAAAAAAAUCAACAUCUGGAUUAUUCAGCGGAACACCGAUUUCACUUGUACACCUUCACGUUGUUUAGUGAUGCUAACGAUGAGAUUCACAGAAAAUCUUCUACUGAUUUAUUUUCUUCGAGAUGAUUGGGAGCGAUUUUUUGGCAUUAUUAGUUUCCUGGAUCUAAAUGAAUCUCACACCAUUUCGUGGAAUUCUGAGUGAAAUUUGCUUAAAUUUGACAGUUGCCCCAUUUACUCAGUGUUGAGUAGUCUCUAUUUAGACGAGUUUUUGACUGAAGCUCUUUGGAUUAGAGUUCAUCUCUAUGGUAGAAAAUUAUUUUAUUUGGGCGUUUUAAUAAACUUAGUUUUAUUGUUUUUAUUUUGUAAAUUAAAUUUAUUAACAUUUUUUAUUAAAACCUUGAGUUGAUAUAAUUCCCCAAAGAAAUAUGUUUCCACAAAGAACUGCUCUAUCGUAUUGACUGCUUUGCUCUUUACACUCAAAAUAUCGAAACAGAGAGAAAAACCUGGAAAUCAACUCCUUGCGAAAAAAGAAGCAGUUGGAAAAACAUAAAAAUAACGAGCCAACAUAAAUCUCCAACGUCGAAAGAUUUUGGGGGGCAACAACAAAAGUAGGAGAGAAAAAAAAACCGUUAAGCGACACAAAUUGUUUGCGCUAUCGGACUUUCGCCGUGUAUAUAAAUAAAAAUAACUGGCCAAUUCGAGAGAUAAAUUACGGGGGGGUGGGAAGCUACUUCUAGCGGUAGUAAUUAAGAAGAAGCCAACUCACACAACAACAAAAACGUAAGUCUACAAGAGGGGAAAGGAAAUCGCAUUGGCAAAAGGGCGCGAAGAAUAAAACAACUAGUAAAUAGAGAAAAAAUACUAAGAAAGACUGAAAUUUAAAUUUAAAAUGUGUAUUCAUUCAAGACGGUAGCAUACAUCUUACGAAAGAUCAUAUUAAAUUAAGGCAUCGGAGUGAAACGCAGAAAACAAACAUCAAGACAGAGUAAGAACCAUGUGAAAUACAAAAAAAAAGUCGACCGCUUAAUUUCGAGUUAGUUUACAAAAAUGAAACAUUCCAACAAGAGACGACCAGUUUUCUGUUUUUAAUCGAGCCAACGUUUGAAUGUAAUAUAUCAGCAACUAAAAAAAAGUGCUAAAAAGACAGUCGAAAGCUGAUGGAGAAGCGGUAGGAGUUAAUAAAAUUUUGAAAAUUGCGUUGUUAUCAUCAAGAAUUAAAGAAAAAGUAAAGAAACCAUUGGGCUGUUUUAAGGCUUGUUGAGUUGAGCGUUUGAGGACGGAAACUGUAACUAAUAUUGUAAAAAGUACAAACUGAAACUGAAGAAUAAAAGACGGUAGAAGGGGAAAAAUCAACUGUAUAGAAUAGUGACUUGAACUUUUGUUGAUCAAAGUUUUAUAAAAUGUUUGAUUUUUAUCUGAUGUAAAAAGAGUCGAAAGAAUCUAGUGCUGUACAGAAAGAAAGACAUUCUCUUAUUAGAGGGUAAACUUUGAAGAAUAAAAUGCUACCAAACUCCGCGUGAAACCAGUUCAGUUGGACGAGUUUUAGUGUACAUAUGAUUUGCUGAAUUACUUUCCUGAUUAAAAUUAAUAAAAGAAGAAAAAACACUGAAGUAGGUUCUCAGUUUUUGCUGCUGUAACAUAUAGAGAGAGAAAAAUUAGAAAGUUGUUAGUAUUUAUUACAAUGCAGUACAUACAUUCAGAAGGGGAUAACAAAAACGAAUAUUUAUUCAGUGAUUGCAAAUGAAAAAAAAAACAACCUUACUAAUCAACACAAAAGCUGAAAGUGAAACUAAGAUUAGCCAACAAUUUCUGCUGAACCAUGCUCGACACGGCGGUGUGUGUGCAAGCGCGGGAAGUUUUGCAUCGUAAUAUUAAGGAAGUCUUUGAUCAUAUUCAUAUACAUAGACAAUUUGCGCGACGAGGACGCUUGGAAUGGAAAGGAAACCCUGCAAAGGAAUUAUUUGGCACAACUUUGGGUUGAGCUCUGGGUAUUCUCGUUGUGAGGGUUGUGAAUCGUUUGUUGUGGAAUGUUUAAGUUUUCGUGAGUUUUUUCUUUGAAAUUUCCGAUUUUAUUUAAUUUGGAAAGCUUUGAAAAUAUUAAGACAAAACAAAAUAAACAAGCAUUGAAAAGAAUGUGGCUUAGAAAUGAUAAAUUAUGUGUUUAAAACCUUAUAAAACCAAAAAAAAACAUUUCAGUUACAAGAAGAGCUCCGGUGAAAGGUCCGACAGCAAGUUUGUACUGGUUUGACGUUUGCUGAGGGUCCCCAAAGUGAAGUUAUGUCACUACUUGCAUACGUCAAUGACAUGACAACAUUUUAAAAUGACAGUUCACAUCCAGCAUCCCCUCCAUGGUAUUAACAGAAGACAGAUAUGCUGUGAUUGAGGUCAGCAAUUCACAGAUUGUACGAAAUGUCAAGCAAAUGCUCUUUGCAUCAUUUUUGAUAUCGGAGAAACCAUGCCAUGUUUCAUUUUACCAUAUCUGAUCGUUCUCUCAGGAACGCAAUGAAUGUGCAAUAAAAAUACGGAAGUAAAACUUAAAUUCGUCAAAACUAAGAUCGAUGAGAGAUCGUUGUUGAUUUUUUGUCAGAAUGUGAACUGCAGAACACUUGAACACCACAAAUUUCAACGUCAAGAACAUUCCAACUUUGCACGUGUUUUGGUUCUCCUGUCAAGCUGCCAACUUCUAGACAAGCAUCAAAUGACAGCUGAAGCUGAAAAAUGUUUGCUUACACUCUCACGCGAGAGUAGUGAAAAGUAAUUAAAAAUUAGCCAGUAAAUUUAACACUUUUUCGCUUCAACGGAAUGAUGCUUAUUUUUUCCUUUUAUGUUCAAUUUGAAUCGUACAGUUUGUUUUAUUUUCAGAACAAACUUUAAUCAUUGUUAAGGCAGAUUCCACUCCUCAAAGCUAUUUAAGUUAAAACAACCGAUGCACUAAUCCACACCAAAGUUCGAAAUUAUCAGACCGUGUAUAAAAUAAGCGACCAGAAAGAAAUAAAUCUGACAUUGUUUGGUUAUAAUUUGUUUGACAUACAGAAAACCAAAGUAUUAUUAUAGAUUUGCUUUGCCCAAAAACUAACUCUUCAUUUACGCACAUGCAUUGGCAAUAAAAUUAAGCGCAGAAAAAGUUGGAAGAGUGCGACAAAACAAGGGACAAGCAUAAUUGCAAAUGGUUAUUUACUGAACCCAGAAAUAAAAUGAUAGCGUUAGGCUAAACAUUAAAAAAAACAAAUUCGUCGCACCAUAUGAGGUGGCGCCGCCAUGCGGUUGAGAGACCAAUCAUUAAGUUUGUAUGCUUUUUUGCUUGAACGUUGAGCGAAGAAAAAAAGUAUGUCAGAGUGGACACGAUUUUAUUUAACCCAGCUCUGCUCCAUAAAAAAAUAUGAUCUGUGAUGGCCACCGACCACCCAAAAACAACAAAACUUGAGUCGAGCAAGCAGUCUUCAUCUCGCUUUCGAAAUUAUUCGAAGGGAUUUUGUGAAAAUCCUUCGCCAAAAUGCCGCAAUUGAGGAAAAAUGCUAAGCGCUUUAAGUUCCCCAAGAAAAAGAAACCGCAUGAUACGUAAAGGAAAAACACAUUAGUAGGAAUCAAAAAAGAUCAGUCACAUCUUCAAAAAUGGUGGCCAUCUUUUGCUAGAAUUAAAGAAAACAAAGUCUUAUACAUUUUCUUCUUUAUCUUAUAAAAUAAUACAGUACUAUACAAAUCUUUCUAAUGAAUUCUAAAACACAUAAAAAAGAACAAAAAUAUACACAGUAUAUCGGAAAGGUAAGGGAAAAAACGGAACGAUGCUUAUUACAAAAAAAAAGUUAAAACUAACACAUGCUUUUAUUUGAGAAAAAGCAAUCACACGAUACUCGAAUCAGAAUCAGAAAAGCCUUCAUGCUGCGUUGAAAAUAUGCUAGCAAAAUUUAAAAAAUACCCCCACAAAAAAAAACACGUGGUCAUACAAGGGAAUGCAGUGAAGGUGAAAACUUGGCUUGAUUCAAAAGUUCAGUUUCCAGAUCCUGAAUUGAAUUGGCAAGGGAAAAUCCAGCAAGCGCAAGUGAUUGAUAACUUCCACACUUCCAUGACAUCAACUGCCAAGCGAAAAGAGGAUAAUUUUGAACAGGAAAGCGAGAAAGAAAGAAACGUUAAAUUUUAAGUUCACGCUCUAACUCGUUACGUUUUGUUACAAAUGUGUGAAUAUAUGCCGACCGAUACUCUCUAUUAGUAGACGACUUUUUCUAUUACGAAAAGACACACAAACACUCACACACACAAAAUAUGAGCGAAUAUAUUAAAAUGCGAGAAUAUUAUUAUAGUAAUUAUAAAAUGAAUAACAAACGAGCAGAAAUUCCAGAACAGCAUAGUAGUUAUUGAUUUCUGCAUUUAUUAUAUACAUUAUCUACCAAGAGAAACAAGUGAAGAAAUCUACCAAAAGAAGAUAAGCAAAAAAAAACAUCAAGUUCGAAUAUUUCGUGAGAAUGGCGUGACAAAAUGAGCUGUGGGAAAAAAGGAAAAAAAAACUCGUUCCACAUUCAACAGUGAAUGAACAAGACAUGACACACAAAAGAAUAAUUAAGUGAAGAAGAAAAAUAUUACGCAUAAGGCAAACCCAGAACAUGAUGAAAACAACUAGAAAAAUGUAAUAAACUUUCAAAUUAGAAAUAAAACAAUUAAAAAGUUGA